Messenger RNA from Diospyros lotus (date-plum), 2281 nucleotides. RefSeq lists its product as uncharacterized. The record is from RefSeq and is a predicted model, not a curated record. The transcript is spliced from 8 exons. NCBI's taxonomy places the organism in Eukaryota, Viridiplantae, Streptophyta, Magnoliopsida, Ericales, Ebenaceae. Gene Ontology annotation, molecular function: protein binding. The coding region runs from base 1117 to 2064 and encodes 315 amino acids.
CUCUCAACUGAUUCUAAGGCUUUAGUAUUAAUCUAGGAGGUGAAGAAGCACAUCUUAUUUAAGUUUGAUUUUUAUGAUCUUUUUCAUGUUUAGCGUAAUGAUUAUUGAAAAAUUAGUUGGUGGCAGUAUCUUUUUGAAGAACUGCUACACCUUUUUGAAGAAAUCAGUUUUUUUUUUUUAAUCUCAAAAUUUGUUCAUUCCCUUGUUAGUCUUAAUCAAGCAACACUAGUUAAGUCUAAAUAGUAAUUAUUUAUGCCCUUGAGCUAAAAGCUCCUGUAAUGUCUGCUUUAAAUUCUUCCUGGCCUCUAUUCAUAUCACCAAAAUUUACAUAAUCUUGUUUGUUAACAAACUUUAGAAAUUUCAGUCCUGCUCAUGAAUUGCCCUCUCUUCCUUUCUGAGUCCACUUUGUUAUAGGCAUAAAGUUGGGGGUAGUAUUUUCAAAGGAUUUGUUUGUAUAUUGUUUUUUUUGUGUAAACCUUAACUUCCUUACCUUUUAUCUCUUUUCUUCUGCCGCAUUUGUUAAGAUAUUGAUUUUGUGAGUGAGUUUUUAUAUUGACCUUUUGCAAGGGUUUUAUCAAUCUACUAAUAAUUUAUGUCAGCAUAUUUAAUAGCUUUCUACCACUGUGAAUCCUGAACAAGAUUAAAUAAUAUUCUAUUGAGGGUAUUAUGCUUUUGAUAAACCUUGUUCUAGGUUGGAAGCUCGUGCAUCUUUGCCUUCCCUGAUUUAAAUGAUCACAACUAUUCUGAGUUUUCUUCUGACAGAUGAUUCUGGGGAUGCUAUUUACAGUGUUAUCUGCCUAGGUUUUUGUGAUUGCUUAUAUUGCUUCCUGAUGGGUAGGUGGCAAAUUUUUACCUGAAAUUUAUUCAAGCAACAAUAUGGAAUGCACUCUGGCCCUUUAAUUGUGUAUUAGCUUCAUAUCUUGCUAUUUUUGGUUUCUACCCGGUUCAAGUAGCAUUGGACCGGGUCUUGUAUUUACACAAUACUUUUUGUGCAGAUUCUUUACACUUGCCAAGUUUCACAUGCAAUUAUUAGACUACAAGACCUGUACUUGGGAGCUUUAAAAGCAGGGUGGCAGUUAAAUCUGAGCAGCUGGCGCAAUAAGGAUUCCAUUUCAUAUGUUGAGGAAUCUUCUAUGGGCAACCUCGAAGCAUGAUGCAUAUCUUGUCCAAAACUACUCCCUAAUGCACUGGUCCGCCCUUCUUAGGAGGGGCAAAGAAGUACUAGAUGUUGCCAGACCUAUCGAGCCAACACUACCAUACCCCAGUUCCCCGACACAGACCCUGUCCAGAGUCCAAGUAAGCUCCAUGGCUGUUAAAGAUAAUCUACUGGUUGCAGGUGGUAUCAAGGGGGAGCUUAUCUGCAAGUAUUUAGACCAGCCUGGGGUUGCCUUUGCCACAAGAAUAAGCACCAGGGAAUUCGCUAUAACUAAUGCAGUGGACAUAUCACACAAUCCCAGUGGCACAGUACGAAUUAUAGCUGCGAACAACGAUGCUCAUGUGAGAAUAUAUGAUUCUGGGAAUUUCACAUGCCUCAACACUUUCUCCUUUCCUUGGUCUGUCAAUAACACUACGGCCAAUCCUGAUGGUAAAUUACUGGCAGUCCUUGGUGAUAGUACAGAGUGCUUGAUUGCCGAUGCUCAGUCUGGAAAGGUCGUAGGGAAUCUGAAGGGGCACUUGGAUUACUCAUUUGCUUCGGCCUGGCACCCAGACGGGCGAGUCCUGGCAACAGGAAACCAGGACACAACCUGCAGAUUGUGGGACAUCAGAAACCUCUCCCGGUCCUUUGCUCUGCUCAAGGGGAGAAUGGGCGCGAUCCGAGCCAUACGGUUCACCUCAGAUGGCCGGUUCAUGGCCAUGGCUGAGCCCGCAGACUUUCUCCAUAUCUACGACACACAGUCCGACUACACCAAGGCGCAGGAGAUCGACAUUUUCGGAGAGAUUGCCGGGUUCUCCUUCAGCCCUGAUGCUGAAGCACUGUUUGUUGGCAUUGCGGAUCGUACUUAUGGUAGUGUAAUGGAGUUUAACAGGAGGCAUUGUUACCGUUAUUUGGAUCCCAUAUAUUAGGACAAGGAUGGAUUUGGCAUUUCAUAGAUAUUGUACAUUUUGAAGGGUUUGGUGUAUUUUCGAAGGGUAAGCCUGGAAUUAAUGGACCCUUUUUGAGUCUGGACAGGAAGAAAGGAAAACUUGAUUUGCAAAGUUUGUUUGUAACCGAACCGGUUGUGUAUAUAUUUCGUACCCAAAUAGAGAGAGAUGGUAAUUAGUGACUUCAUUAAUUUUGGUA